This is a messenger RNA of Amphimedon queenslandica, 2699 nucleotides long. RefSeq lists its product as uncharacterized. The transcript has 5 exons. The coding region runs from base 52 to 2565 and encodes 837 amino acids. The record is from RefSeq and is a predicted model, not a curated record. NCBI's taxonomy places the organism in Eukaryota, Metazoa, Porifera, Demospongiae, Haplosclerida, Niphatidae. Gene Ontology annotation, molecular function: protein binding. Gene Ontology annotation, biological process: signal transduction.
CCAUCACCAGUUGAUGAUAUAUCCAAUACACCAGGCAAUGAAAAGUUUCAAAUGGAAGAUCUAAUAAAAUCAGGCACACUAGAGCAGUGGUGUAAAGAAGGUAUUAUGAAGCUGACACUUACCCGUGUACUCAUGAUUGGUCCUGCUGGAUCUGGAAAAACAUGUGCACAAAGUCUUCUACUAAAUGAAGACCCACCAAUGGGCAUACCAUCAGAAUAUGCUAACUCAUCUAAGCCACCUACCCUUUUACAAUCUGACCCACAUACCAAUGCCCCCUCAACCACUACAACUCCUGUACAAUCUUCUGGCCUCACUCCUCAUUCUAUAGUCUCUAUCACUGACAGUACACCAAUAGCUUGUAAAGCUGUCAAGGCUCUUAGAAUAGCUUUUGAUGGUAAAGAGACAUGGAAGAGAAUUACUAGAGAUGAACUGCUGAAGAAAUUAGCAUCUAGUUUAAAAAAAGCUGCAGAAAAUGCUUUGCGAAGAAGGCAAAUAUCAGCUCAUCCACAUUUAGAAGAAUUAGAGGGUGCCAUGGAAAUUGAUUUAGAAGUACCACUAGAAGAUUACGAUCCUGAAGAUGUACUUAAGGAAAUUGCUGAUCUUCUACCUAAAGCAGAAGCUCAGUUAAGUGAGAAGUGGGUAUACAUUGUUGAUUCUGGUGGUCAACCAGCAUACCAAGAGCUGCUACCAGUGUUUACUAGAGCAGCUACUCUUAACGUCAUCACACUUGAUAUUUCAAAAGGCAUUGACGAGGAGUUUGAGUUUAUGUAUCGAAUUAAUGGACGAGAAUUUCCAUGUGAUGGGGGAAUGAAAUAUACAAAUCGUAAAAUAUUCGAUUCUGUUGUUUCAUCAGCAUCAGUUCAAAAACCAAUUGAUAUUGAAUUUGUCAAACUUCAGUCUAAACACUCAAUGUCUUUUGUCCUGGGUACUCAUUAUGAUGUACUGAUUGAAAGGACUAAUGAAAAAGAUGCUGAGACAAAAGUGGUAGAGAUGAGUAGUAAUUUGAUGUCAGAACUGCCUCAAUUAGAGAGUCGUAUUAUUUCCAAAGUACAUGGGAAUUCAGUCAUAUAUCCAGUUAAUACAAUGCAGAAGCAUUCAAGUAAAAGACAGAAAAAUAGUAGAGAAAUUUUAGAGACAAUAUCGAAAUGUAUAGAGGCUACUAUUGAAAUUGAUGUCCCAAUACGAUGUUUUGCUUUUGAGCUUUAUUUGGAAAAGAAGGCAAAAGGCAAAGGUUUUGUUACUAAAGAUGAAGCCAUUAAAGAAGGUUAUAAGCUUUACAUGAAUGAUGAUGAAGUCGAAUUAGCUCUAACCAUUCUUCACAAUAGCACAAUCAUUUUAUACUACCCUAGAAUCCAACCACAAUUAGUAUUUGUUAACCCUCAGAAAAUCAUUGAUGUUCUUUCUCAUUUGUUAGCUCUCACUUACGUUGAUUAUCCAACAGCACAAUCACUGGCAACAAAUGUAACUGAAUUUGAGAAGUCUUAUCUUACAAAAAAUGGUCGUUUCAAGAAAGGUCUUCUCAAAAAGUUUUCAAAAGUAUUCUCAGAUGAUUUUACACCAGAAUACUUCAUUAACCUCCUUCAACAUCUUCAUAUUAUUAGUGAAUUGAAAAAUCAGGCUGGGUAUUAUGUUUAUUUUCUUCCUUCUGCUUUACCUGCCUACAACAAUGAGUAUGAUAAGGAUCUACCUGAAAGUAUAAAGCCUCUUUAUUAUGUGUGGCUAGAACAGGAAGAUGAAUGGGAAUCAAAAAAGUUAGUCCACGUUCCUCAAGGAAUUUUUAUCUUAUUUUAUGUCCAUUUGCUGGAACAGAAGGAAUACAGAGUCGAGUUUACUCAAGACUCCAAGUAUCGUGAUGCUGUUUCAUUUUGGAUCUACAUUAAAGGAAAACGUUAUACACUUUACAUAAUCAAUUGCUAUGAACAUAUUAAAGUUUAUUUUGAUGGUCCUAAGAAGUAUUGUCCACAAGUUCGUGAGUUGAUCACCACAACUAUCAAUAAAAGUUCUGAUGCCAUCAAUGCUAAACGGAAUCAUGCAAAUGCAUUUCCUUGCCCUAAUAAGAAAAAACAUUGCUAUUGUGUUGUGGAUGAAGAGAAUCAGGUAGCAAAUUGUAUAUUGUGUAAGUCAAGUGAUAUCAGUGAAAAUGAUGAGACUUACUGGUGCUGGUUUGGUCUUGAAUCUGACUCUAGUUCAGCAGGUAUAGAAGAAGAUGUUCUAUUGAACAUAAAACAUUUGCAUGAUGUACGAAUGUUGCUUAAAAAGAGUCAAUUUUCAAAUGCUGAAUGGUUUAAUUUUGGUCUUGGUUUGGGUUUAUAUCAUAAUACAUUAAAAACUAUUGAGAUGGAUUAUCCAAGAGAUACUAAUGGGUGUGUUAGAGAGUGUCUGGUGAAAUGGUUGGAGAAAGCUGAUGAUGUAAAUGAUAAAGGAGGAGCAAAAUGGAGCACAUUAAUUAAAGCUCUUGAAGAUUGUGAUCAAAACUCAACAGCUGAUUACAUCAGAAGUAAAACAUUGAAAAGAAAAGCUGAUGAAGAACUAUGCACAACUUCUAAAAGUAGCAAAUUAGACUAAUGUCAAUAUACUUAAAAUGGCUAGGAUUCUUCUUUUUGCUAAAUAAAAUAAUUAUUAUGGUAACUAGUAGGAUUGAUUAUAGUGUACUUAGCAGUAGAUUUUGGUUUUUGUUAACACUUUGUUGAUUAAAUACA